CCAAUCAUGUAACGGUGUACUACUACCACAGUAGAUCGUAGCUCCAGCUCUACCGCUCUGCAUUGCGAUGAGAAGCUCCUCUCAAGGGGUUAUCCACAACCCUAUUGACUAUUGACGUCAUCUCGUCACCGGAGAAGUGAUCUCUUACUAAGACUUGGUGAAAGGACAAAAAUUCUCUCGAUACAUAAAGGAAGAAGAGGAGAAACUGAAUCAUACACUUAUAACUAGUAUAAACCAGAGGGGAGCUAGCAGAGCUGUGACUGGCUCAGGUCAGGAAUGGUAGAUCACUUGCCGAUGGGCGAGGAGACCUUCAUGUAUUACACCAACUCUCCGGCAGACCAUCACGCAUCGGACAUGGUGACAGACACGGGUGUCUACCAGGCGCUGUCCUCCCCGUUCUCAGAGGACGACCUGAGUGACUCGUCCAGCGCUCGCUCCUGCUCCAGCCCUGAGUCCCAGGUGCUGGGUUCCAGCUACGGCAGCAGCAGCAGCAGUGGAGAGAGCCAGGACGGUCUCCUGGACUUCCUGCUCACCCAGGCCACACUGAGACGUGUAGUUACUCCCUCUCUAUCCCCCUCAGUACCACCCAUCCUCCCCAUGGGUCUAGCAUGGGAGUCAAAGAGGGACCGCCUGUCUCCACCAACUAAAGAGGAGUGCUUUGAAUUCCCUGAGUUCCCAGCGGACCUGGAUGAUCACAUAGGGCUGCUGUUUCAGCCCACCCUGGAGGAGAUAGAGGAGUUCCUGGAGGAGAAUAUGGAGGUGGUGGCGUUGAAGAAUGAGGCUUGCGAGGGUGGGAUGUUGGAUGUAAACAGUCAGGUGACAGGGUCAGUGCCUGGGCUAGCGCACUCAGACCAAACAGUACCUGUUGCCGGUGCUACUGACCUCACCACAGAGACCAAACACACACCAACAUCCCCGAUAACAGACUCCAACGUGUGUAGUGGGAUUAAACAGGAAGACAGUGCUGGGACACCAGCAUCAGUAGAGGGGUCCAGUGUGCCGCCUGUCAUCCUGCAGAUUCAACCAAUCCAGAUUAAGCAAGAGCCAAUCCCAGGUGCGAUACCAACACCAGUAUCACAGCAGACCACCCAGCCCACCUCAGACAUCAAAAUCGCCCAGCUCCUGGUCAACAUCCAGGGCCAGACUUUUGCCCUGGUGCCCCAGCUGAUGUCCCCAGCUAAUCUCAAUGGCACAUCUUCCAAAUUUGUGCGCAUCGCACCCGUACCCAUAGCCGCCAAGCCCCUGGGUCCCGGGGAGGGUGGGCUUGCAGGUGGCCAGGCUGCAGGGAUCCUGGUGGGAGGACAGAAGUUCCAGAAGAGCUCGGUAGCGGACCUUAUAAAAAUGCAUAAGUGCACUUUCCCUGGAUGUGCCAAGAUGUACACUAAGAGCAGCCACCUGAAGGCCCACCUGAGGAGGCACACGGGGGAGAAGCCCUUUGCCUGCACCUGGCCUGGCUGUGGAUGGAGGUUCUCGAGGUCAGACGAACUCUCCAGACACCGGCGCUCCCAUUCUGGAGUGAAGCCUUACCAGUGUCCUGUUUGCGAGAAGAAGUUUGCCCGCAGCGAUCACCUGUCCAAACACAUCAAAGUCCACCGCUUUCCACGAAGCAGCAGGACUGUGCGCUCCGCAAACUGACCCUGCUGACCCCCCCCCCCCCCCCCCCCAUAUCCUGCUAGACUGAGGCCACGCCAGGGGACACACAGAGAGACAAGGAGAGGAUAUUUGUGUGAGAGAGAGAGUUGGAGGAAUGAAUGUGGGAGAGGGCAUGAAGCAGAGGGGACAGUGGGACUGAACGUUCAAACAACGGUUAAGCGAGAGAGUGUUUGAAUGUUUUGUUUGUUUAUGUGUGUGUGUUUGUGCAAGAUUGUGUGACGCACGUUGGUGGUCCUGUGAUAAUUUAUUGGGUGAUACAAAACAAAAACUCUUACUUGACAUGACAUCUUCACAGGUGUAUUACGUCUUGUAAAUAGCUUUUCUUUCAUUUUGGGGGUUUUGUCAAAUUUUAAAGAUAACAUUUGAGAAUCGAAAAGAAGUUUUGUUAUGCAAAGUAUUUUUACACUGAGGUUUGAAUUAAUUGUUGUUGAUGUACCUGCCUAUAAUUAAUGCAUCAACAUUCCUUCUUCUCAUCGCCAAGGGAGUUUUAAACUUUUACUACGUAGUUCUUUAAACCAAAACAUUUAUAUUAAUACUCAAAUGUUCAUGUUGAACUACUGAUCAUUAUCAGGAUCAUGCCAUUAUAAGCUACUGGCAAAAUGUGGAGGAUGCUGUCUCCUAUUUUCAUUACAGGAGCACUAUGAUGACUCGUGCCAGGUAAAAGGCAUGUGGAUCAGCUAACAGUGAACAGCCAACUGCCGUACAACGAGGUGCAACAAAAAGGAAAUGCGCACAUUGUUUUAUGGUGCGUUGUUUAUAUGUGAACCGACUGGCCUUUUGAUCAGUACUGAAUAAUUGUAUGUUUUCUUUUUGUAUAUUUGUAUACGUUAGCUGGAGGAGAUGUUCUUUUUUAUUUAGUUGAAUGUGUGUUAUGUCCGUGACUCUUGAAGCUCAUGCUAUUUGAAUAUCAUAAUGUCAUCCACGUGUCUGGCCUGGUAACAAUGCAGUGCCUUCGGAAAGUAUUCAGACCCCCUGAUCUUUUUCCACAUUUUGUUACAUUACAGCCUUAUUCUAAAAUUGAUUCGAAUAACGUAACAAAAUGUGGAAAAAGUCAAGGGGUCUGAAUACUUUCCGAAGGCACCGUAUGUCCUUUGGGGCCAAUAUCUCAACUGAGUACAGAGGAUCUGUUUGAACAUAAUUAUAGCACUUAGUUGGUGGCUGUACAAAAUCUCCAUAGCACAUGAGCAUUGAAUGUCUGCCAUCUUCUAUACUGUACACCAAUAUGAGCAUGUCAAUCAGAACAUAUGUGUGUAUGUCAGUGACAGUUCCAUACAAUGCUGGUGUAGGAGCAAUGAAGGACCCAAUCCAUGAAAUCAAUGUCAGUGUAAUCAAUGUUUUCAGUAAAACAGUUGAACUAUGUUUUUUAGGGAUUCUAGCUUCACUAGCCUGAGUUCACUGUCUCCUCAAUAUCAACACAAUGGUCUGCCUCGUGUCAUCAACACCUGGUACUGGAACAAACCUAUAGCCUUUCAACAGUGACUUCUACUUCAAAUUGAUAGCAGUGCUAAGUAAGCCAAGGCUCCUGAGGGAUUGAAUGUGGUGGAUAAGAACUGGAAUUGCAUGGUGCUAUUUAUGAGUUACUUUACUCUUGAACACGUGACAGGAAAUGGUCAUAGAAAUCUCUCCAAUGCACGUGGCCGUAGUCACCCUCCUUGCCUGCAGCUGACACGUGAUUGGCUUAGGUAGGGGGGGGGGAAACGAAAAACCAUUAUAAACACAGUAUUUGUGUUUUCUUUUCCCUCUGCAAAAACUGCACUGUCUUUGAUGGCUUGUCUUUUAUGUAUUAUCAACUUCUGAACCUAAGAGGUAUAGGGAGAACAGUAUGCUUAUAGGAAUGCAUUCCUUCCAUUCAAUUUGAAAGGCUUUUUUAAUAAGAAACGGUGUUAUUUUAACCCAUGAAUGUAUGUAUAUACUGUCGCUAGAUAUGCAUCUAAAAGAAACAGAAAUAUUAUUCUUAUCAUUUCUGGGAUUGUGUACAUUUCUAGUGCAAAACAUGUAAAGAAGUGUACAUAAUGACAAUUAAUGAUAUAUUAUAUAGAUAUCAUAUAUUUUUCUUUGUUCUACGUUAAGAUGCAUUUACAAAUAAACCAAACCCAAAACAUAAAGUAGUUAUGCUUUUUCCCAUAUUUGGUCUAGUUAGAGCUUUGUUGUCCAAAAAUAAUCCGUGGUCAUUGAUGCAAGGUCCGUUGUUGUCAUUCCAUUUUUGCAUGACUCCCUGCUUUCUAUCACUGUGACGCCUACUCUUUAUCUGUAGCAUUCAUCAUAAUCUGCUAUUACACUACCAACAGGGGGAAAACAGUCAAACAACACAAGGGUACAGUGAUAUGCUUUUAUUACCCUUUAUGGCCAUGGGUCUCUCCAGUGGACCGUUUGGUUUCUCAAAUAAGCUUUUGUUUUCAGGUUUGUUUGAUACCCUUGCUUCCGAGUGAGUUGGUUGGAAAAACAUUUUUUAAAGCUAGACAAGAAACUUUAUUAAGCUGGAAAACUCGAGGAAUGCCAGAAUAAGAUGUACACCAUAUGGCAAGCAUUCAUGGAGCACUCACUCGUUUUCUCCCACUCUCUCAUGCUCUCUCUCCUUAUCCCUAUGUGCAUUUAACUACUUCUUUAAUGGGAGGCUGGAUGGGUCUCACUGCAGGCAUGUUUGCCAGCCACACAUUUGCUGAGUCAUUCUGUAUAAACAGAGAGAGCACGCCUGACUAUAUGAUGCUGUUAUUUAUGUAGCCCACAUUGAUUUAUGAGCCGCUAUGGUUUAGAGGCAUUCUGGGAUGCAGGAGGACUUAAUUCAAGACAUCUGUUUGGGGGCCAUUCUGAUUUCAGGCCUAGUAUCUUCAGCCCUGUUCCUGUCUUCAGGCUAUACAAAGGCAGUGUUGUCAUUCUGCUUGAUGUUCAGACACCACUGUGUUGAUCUGAGGCAUAGGAGACCUCUGGGUGCCUUUUGCGUCCUUUGAUAUUUUAUGUAGAAAUUAUGCACCAAUAUUGAAUUUUAAAAGCAUGUUAUAUUAAACGAAGUGACCUUUAAUAUAGACCACAUGGAGAAUUCAAUAAAUCUGUCCCUCCGUCAACCCUGUGUCACUUCUUGGAAGGUUUUAACCCACUUAAUCCCAACAUUUCUCCCAAAUUUCACCAUCAUUGUAAAUCCCAAAUUAUUUUGUUGCUUUAACAAAGUAAUUUCUGAAGAUUAGUAUUUAUUCCAUGUGAUUAGGGAUUCAUUUACAUCUGUCCUUCAUUAUAAGGUAAACCCUGUUAUGUGAACUGAAAUCUAAUUUUAAUAUGGUGAAACUAUUCCUUCUAAAAAAAACUAUUUUAUAAACAAUUUUUUUACAUCUAAUAAAUCAUAGAGUAAGCAGGUGAGCUGGUUCUACUCUUUAUGGCAAUUUUCUGGUGUUUUGUGGUGAAAAACUGAGCAGGUUGAGCAUAGCACGUCAACACUGUUAUCCAUAGAUAGACAGGCUCGAAAUAUUUUUACAAUUUCUUAUUUUUUUGUGAAGCUUGCAUUCGAUUGCCAAUCCCUGUUGCACACAACAA
Salvelinus namaycush (lake trout) is the source of this 5178-nucleotide messenger RNA. Its product is annotated as Krueppel-like factor 15. Gene Ontology annotation, biological process: regulation of transcription by RNA polymerase II. The record is from RefSeq and is a predicted model, not a curated record. The transcript is spliced from 3 exons. Lineage: Eukaryota; Metazoa; Chordata; Actinopteri; Salmoniformes; Salmonidae. Gene Ontology annotation, molecular function: DNA-binding transcription factor activity, RNA polymerase II-specific; RNA polymerase II cis-regulatory region sequence-specific DNA binding. Bases 277 to 1635 code for a protein of 452 amino acids.